Molecule: messenger RNA, 1617 nt
Organism: Penicillium subrubescens
Lineage: Eukaryota; Fungi; Ascomycota; Eurotiomycetes; Eurotiales; Aspergillaceae
Exons: 5
Coding region: 1-1617 (538 amino acids)
Molecular function (GO): CoA-ligase activity
Source: RefSeq, a predicted model, not a curated record
AUGCAACAUGGUGUUGAGAAUACCCACCCGGAAAAGGUCAUCUAUGAGGAAGCAAUCACUGGAAAGACGGCUACCUAUGGACUCUUUCAUCGCCAAAUUCGCCAGACAGCCUUUACCUUACGCCAAACCUUGGCCUUAAGGCCGGGGGAUAUAGUUUCCAUUUCUGCAUCCAGCUGCAUCGAUUACAUUCUGACGGCUCAUGCUGUUUGGUGGGCUGGGGGUAUUGUGAGCCCAAUCAACAACACUUUACAUGUCGAUGAAAUUAACCAUGCGCUUGAUCUCAUCAAACCAAGAAUCUUCAUCGUCGAUGAAACUCUGUACGGGAAAAUCCCAGCUAUAAAAGAGGGCUCACACCAUGCGCGCCAACCGAAUAAGAUGGAAAUUUUCACCAUUGGAAGCAAGGUUAGUACAGGCUGGCUACGACUUCCGCUUGUCAAUUUGCCCCCAGGUGAAAAAGGACUCGAGCUACACAACCCUAUCCGUGCAAACAAUUUCGAUGCAAGAAAGACUUGCGCCGCGAUCUUACUUUCGAGUGGUACAACAGGCGCAUCAAAGGCAGUAAUGCUAUCGCAUCAUAAUCUUGUUGCCACCUGCUUCCAGUUAAGGAGUGACAAUCCUCGAAAUUGGCGUGGAUCGCAACGAGAGAUUUUCUUCCCGCCACUGUCUCAUGUUUAUGCGCUUUACGUCUGUUUUACCAUAAAUCUUUGGCUGGGAUCAUACGUUUGCUUGAUGCCUCGUUUUGAUCUUGAGCUUUACUGUCGCCUCAUGCAGGAUCGCUCGGCCACGCUGGCCAGAAUUGUCCCUGCCGUUGCCAAGAUGCUUGCCGAGAGCCCAGUUGUUUGUAAAUAUAAAUAUCCGAAGUUGGAGUAUUUCAGUUGCUCUGCUGCCCCAUUACAUGAAGAAACGGCAGCGAAGCUUCGCAAAGCAUUUCCCGGUGCCGCGCUGUGUCAAACUUAUGGAUGUACCGAGCUAUCUGGUCCAUGCGUUCAGAGUGGCGUGCGGGACAGGAAAAUGCCACUGUCUGCUUCAGGAACAGUGAUCGCAAAUUGCGAGAUUCGAUUUGUAGACCUCGACGGCAAAGAUGUUGGAGCCCGAGGGCCAGGGGAGAUUGUUUGUAGGGCACCAAACGCAAUGAUGGGGUACAAGGACAACCCACAGGAGACGGCAAAAACAAUCUCAGAAGAUGGGUGGCUCCAUACAGGCGAUCUAGGUUACCUUGACGAGAAGGGUUAUUUUCACAUCUACGACCGUCUCAAAGAAAUGAUCAAAUACAAAGGAUUCCAAGUUGCGCCCUCAGAGCUCGAGAACAUCAUUAUUCAGCAUCCUUUGGUCCACGAGGUGGCGGUGGUUGGAAUUUGGAGUCCCAAGGAGGAAACUGAAAUUCCACGCGCUUUUGUGAGUCUGAAAGAGGAUCACGGACGGGAUGCCGUAAGUGUUGCAAAAGAAAUCGCAGAUUUAGUUGCGAGUAAGGUUUCAAACUACAAGAAAUUGAGAGGAGGAGUCUUGAUAAUUGAUGCACUGCCGAGAAAUCACACGGGCAAACUACUGAAGAAGAAAUUGAAGGAUUAUGAAGCGAUAUCACAAUGCGGCCAGAAUCAAUUGGCCUCGAAGCUGUGA